Panonychus citri (citrus red mite) is the source of this 3565-nucleotide messenger RNA. Its product is annotated as protein SCAI-like. Gene Ontology annotation, molecular function: transcription corepressor activity. Gene Ontology annotation, cellular component: nucleus. Gene Ontology annotation, biological process: DNA-templated transcription. The record is from RefSeq and is a predicted model, not a curated record. Bases 1368 to 3185 code for a protein of 605 amino acids. NCBI's taxonomy places the organism in Eukaryota, Metazoa, Arthropoda, Arachnida, Trombidiformes, Tetranychidae. The transcript has 10 exons.
AAGAUGAAAAGGUAAUUCCAUCUUUCUUUGAACUCUUUCUCUCUCAUCUCUCUGUUUAUCACUAAGACCAAAGAGAGAGUCGAAUCAUGAACUUUUCUCUCUUUUCACUUUCUUCUCUUUCUUUUUGGCUUUUUUCGAAUCGAUAGUGAAAAAAUAGAGAACAAUUUUUCCUUCUCCUAUUCGAUUCUUCCAGUAAAAGCAUUUAGUAAAUAACCUUUAUCUGCCUCUUCUUCAUCUUCUUUCAUCUUCAUUUACUACUUGGUGUUUUUCUCUUUCCGGUUUUCAUCUUUAAUUAGUGAAUAGUGAUUAUCCGUCUGUUUACUUUCGAAAAUGAAAAUAAUGUCCAAAAGAGUUUCGAUUAUAAUUCCAUCGAAUUGAUCAUUUGUGAAAAUCAAAGAACCACAAUCAACAUAGUGAAGGAGAGGGAAGAAGACAGAGAAAGAGAAAGAGGAAAAUCCAUCGUGAUAAGUAUUCGCUCACCUCAAUUUGGAACCAGAAAAUCAGAACAAAAGUGCUACCAUAUUAAGAAGGAACCAAAUGAGAAUUGAUAAGAAAGAAUCGUAAAUUCUGAGUGACCAGUACAAUCAACUGGAGAAAAGAAAGAAAGAAGAUAAAGAGGAGAAAUUAAAUCCUUUUGCUUUCUCUUCUCUUCUCUUUCCUAAUACGUGUUCUCGCAUUUUCACUUCAUUCUAUUCUCUCUCCUUUUUAUCUUCUUCAUCAAUAUUCUUACUUUCUAAUCAUCACUCAUAAUCUUCAUCAUUCGAAUCAAUCUGAAUCGAGUUUAUCAAUUGAACAUCUUAAAUCAUCUUCUCACUUUUUCUUUCACUCUCAUCUUGUCUAAUUUAUUCAAUCUCUUGGUCACUAAUCGACUAUGAUGAUGGUCAAAAUGACCAGUAAACUUUUUCUUUUGUGAUAUUUUCCAUCAACUGUAAUCAAAAACAGAUCAACGAAACUCUGUGAACCCAUUACAACCUCAUUCGACCCUUGAACCUUUCGAACUUUCUUCUCUUUCAUUUCUACUUCUGUCAUUCUUUUCAGCCUUUCCCUCACUUUUUUCUCUUUCUUUUCUUUCGCUCUUUUCUUUUCUUACUUUUCGACAAAACUGCUUAUUCUUAUCCAUAAAUUCAUUUAUUUUGGAUUAAUAUCUUUCCUAUCGCGAUUCUGCUGUAUUGAAGUCAAUCGACUUGUAUACUCAGCAUUUCACGAUAGUUCAUCUUAAUCGGGCUAAAUCUCUUUGAGCUGAUAAAUUUCAACGCGGUCAAGUGAGUGGUGGCUUAUAUACAAGCCACUCAGCCUCGUAAGCCGGCAAAAUUGAUCAUCCAAGCGCUUAUCCUCAUCAUCGGAGGACUUUACCUAAAUCCAUCCAAAUGCAGAAAUCAAGCUUAAUCUCUGGAAACAUGUUGGAUAAUUGUUACGAUUCAAGAGGUUCUCUGGAUGACAUAACAGCCCAAACUCACCACCAACAAAGACGAAUGAUGGUAAUGAGUGAGAUUGAGGAACAAGAAAGAAAAAUAGUCGCUGAAUUUUGUCAUCUAUUGGAAAAAUCGAAGCAAUUGUUCAAUGGUUUAAGAGAUCUUCCUCAAUAUGGACACAAACAAUGGCAGCCGUACUUUGGCAGGACAUUUGAUGUCUACACUAAAUUGUGGAAAUUUCAACAACAACAUCGGCAAAUAUUAGAUGCCAAGUAUGGACUGAAGAGAUGGCAAAUCGGUGAAGUUGCCUCUAAAAUAGGACAAUUAUAUUAUCAUUAUUAUCUGAGAACAAGUGAAACCAAUUAUCUAAAUGAAGCCUAUUCCUUUUACUCGGCAAUCCGAUCCCGUGGUUAUUAUACUAAAGCCGUAAAAGAGGAAAGAUCUGACCUGAUGGUCAAGAAAUUGCGAUACUAUGCAAGGUUCAUAGUGGUCUGUCUUUUGCUCAAAAAGAUGAAACUAGUUCGUGAUCUUGUUCGAGAAUUGGCUAAACAUAUUGACGAUUAUACGAGUACGUAUGAGCCCGAUGACCCAUUAGAAUGGUCAGUUGUUCUCACCGAGAUAAAAUUGUUCAUUGAAUCUGAUAAUUUAGUUACCGUGUUGGAUGUUGAUAAUAUAACGGUGGUUUUGUCUUCUCGUUUGGGUCCUCACAAUACUCCUCCAAAGGAGCCUAUUCCUCAGACAGCUUUUCCACAAUUAACUCUUCAAGAGAUUUUAAUUGUUGGAAAUGUAUGUGAUCAAAUCAAGUUUAGUGAAUUGACUUUAGACAUGUUUAGAAUGCUUCAAGUUCUUGAGCGAGAACCUCAAGAAGACAUCAAUCAAUUGUACGAUACUUCACCCGCUCCUGGACGAAUGGCCACUUUCCCAGAAAAUGAUGAAAAUCGAGGUCAUAAAAGGGAAAAUCUUCACAAGUAUCUAUUAUUUAGACCAACUUUUAGUCAACUAUUUGUAUUUUUGGCCUCUGGUUUUAAAGAGCUGCCUCGCAAUGGUGUUUUACUAUUGUACUUAUCCGCGGACGGUACAUAUCCAAAUGCUAAGCAUUCUGAAGAUGUCGGUUAUGAUAUGGGUGGUUUAGUGACCAAUUCCAGAAGAGAUGCUGACUUUUCGUGCAAACGUGAUCUUCACUACAAGAAUAUCAAUUGUUUAUACCCUGGUGACUUAUUUCCAUUUCUUCGUAAACCUUUCUUCCUAAUUGUGGACAGUGAUAAUAGUUAUUCUUUCUGUCGCCUUCCGCGAUACUUUGGUCAACCAUUCCUGGUCAUCAUGUCCCCACAAGAAGCCCCAGCGCCAUUCCAUGAACAACAUCACAAAGGUUCAUUGUUUACUUUAUUCUUACACAGCCCAUUGGCCGCCAUUUGUUUCAUAUCGAACAUCAUUGAGAUUCCCCUUCAAUUGUGGGAAAAAGCACAGACGCACAUCAAUCGUUUCUAUUCGGAGGCAGGCCGAAUUCUGACUCGUUCCCGAAAUGUUGACCCGGUUUACAUUCAAUUCUAUGGCGAUGAUUUCCUCCGUUUAUUGAUUCUCAGAUAUAUUUUUUGUUAUGCUGUUAUUAAAAUGCAUCGUCUUUUCCGGGGACGUAAUUAUUUUCCAAAAUGUCAUCCGCCGUUACCUGAGAGUGAGCUAUAUGAACAUCCCAAUCUUCGUAGAGCUGUACUAGAUGUGGCGAAUACACUAGAUAUCAGAUCCAUGUUCGCGGACUUGGACGAGCCCGAAUGACAAACAAUCAAAUUUGCCCUCGCAUGAGACGCAAAAGAUGAAAUUUACGAAACCUUGACCCUGAAUCUCGUCUUAAUUAUCAACUCUUUUUCUAUUGUUUUUUUUAUCUCUAUCACGGUUACACAAAUUCACUUUGUUGCCUAUUUUUUCUGUUGAAUUUAUUAUUACAUCGUAUUAUCCAUACACCCGGAUGAUUAUUAUUCUUUUGUUUAUUUCUUGCCUUUCGAGAAACAAAUUCUAUCACAGAUCAAUUCAUUGCUUUAUAAUCGAGUGAUCCUUACGAUCCUCUUACAAAAUUGAUCCAAAAUACUUGAUUACUGCAAUUAAAUUAAUAUUAAAAUAUUGGAAUGAUUUGGAAAACAUUAAUUUACUUUGCGAAC